AUGCUGCCUUUCGGCGCCGCCGAGAAGGCGGCGAAGAAGGCGGUUCCUUUCGCGGCCGACGCCGCCGGCCUCGACGCGGCCAAGAAGGGCGCGCUCGCGUCGCUGCCCGACAGCCUCGUCGAUAAGCUCGGGCAGGGGUCCCCCGACAUGUUCUUCUCCGCGGCGCUCACGCAGACGGCGGCCAAGGCGGCGUGCGCCCCCGGCAAGGCCGAGGCGGCGUGCCUCCUCUUCUCCGACAAGGCCGAGGUGCCGCCCAUCUUCCGCUCCCUCUCCAUGGCGUUCGAGGGGCAGAUGCAGUUCGGCUUCGCGCCGCCCGCGAUGAUGGCGCAGGCCUGCUCCCCCACGGCCCCGGGCCUUGCACUUUGA
Emiliania huxleyi CCMP1516 is the source of this 366-nucleotide messenger RNA. RefSeq lists its product as hypothetical. Lineage: Eukaryota; Haptophyta; Isochrysidales; Noelaerhabdaceae. Bases 1 to 366 code for a protein of 121 amino acids. The record is from RefSeq and is a predicted model, not a curated record. The transcript has 2 exons.